AUGAGAUACAACAAAUAUUAUCGCGGCGGAUACUCAAGAGGUGGUAGAGGAGGAAAUACCAGCCGAAAUUAUCAUUUCUCAGUUUACCAUCCAUACUCUUCAUCUGAUAGUCAUAUUAACAAUUAUCCUUAUACAUAUGAUACUCUAUAUAACAAUAACACCCAAAAUUAUCGGUCCCGUAGGCAAACAGAGUUAGAAUAUGACGAUGUUGAUGAUAAGAGCAGCACCCGUAGUAAUAUCACUCAUAAUGGACAACAACAAAGCUCAGAACAAAUGAAUAACGUAAAUAAUAACAAUGUUAAUAACAAAGUGAAUGAUAUUAAUAAAGAUAAACACGAUAUAUUGUUAAACUAUUCUGAAGAUUUCAAGAAUGUGCAACAUAAUGCUGCAAAUAAACCUGAUAAUAUUGAAAAUAAACAUGAUCAUAAACAAGAAAAAUCGCUUACUCCUCAACCGGUUGAACCUGUUCAAUCAGAUGUCACUAGCAGUAAUAGUAACAAUUAUAAUGGUAGCCAUAAAGAUUCUCCAAAUACCACCAUUAAUAAUAUUAAUGAUUCUAUACAACCACCACAGCAAAAUAAUUCUACGACCGAACCAAAUUUAAUUAAAGGUAACACACAUAUUAAGCCAAGUAGAUAUAAUAAUUCCCCCCCUAACAGCGCCACCACUAAUGCGGAACAUAAUAGUAAAUUUAGAUACAACUAUACUUCAAACUACAGGGGCUCUGCUUUUUCUCCUAACAAUGUUACUACUAAUACUCCGAAUAUCGGUCCUUCUAAUGCUAUAGCAGGAAGGUACUCAAGUGGCAGAUAUUGGAAUAAAAAUACAGGUGUAUAUUAUAACUCAUAUUCAUCGAACGACUACAAAUAUUUUGGAACUUCAAGACCAGGAUAUACUAGUACAAUCGCAAAUGCAAAGGAUUAUAUGGAAAAUACUAAUAACAAAGUUGUUACAGGCAAUAAAACACCAAACACGCAGUCAAGAUAUGAUCCGACUGUAACUUCCCAUGAACAGUCCAAUAUUAGAAUGACAAAUAAUAACUCACCAAAUAACGGUAUUCCCUUUACAAACACGCCAUAUACGCAUACAAAUCGUUACGGUAGCAAUACUAUUGGCAAUACCUAUCAUAGUAAUAACCAUUAUAGCCAAUAUAACAAUAAAUAUCACGAUGCAUACGGAAACUCUAAGUAUCAUUAUGAAAAUUCGCUUCAUCCUUCAACUGCCGGAUCUUCUGGAUCUUCUUCUGAAUCGUCCUCAACCGCCUUGAAUAAAAAUAUUGCUACCAAUUCAACUGGUACAGCUAUAUCAUCGACUAUCAUGGCUAGUGGUUCUACAAUGAAUAAACGUGGUACUAUUUCGGAUUUCCAGUUAAAAGAUAAGAAUGACUCUGUAUAUAUGUAUUUAACAGACUUGUACAAGGUUGAUAAUUUACCACAAGAUAAUACAAGUAGCAUUGAUGGUGGCGCAUUAAAAAAGAUCAGAGGAGUUUUUAAGGAAAAUACUGAGAUUGAUGAAAAAUUAGAAAGUUUAAAAUUACAAAAUCUAGAAAGACAAUUGGAAUUAGAGAUUUUAAAUAUACAAUGCGAGAAAGAUUCUUUAAACGUUCAAUUGACUCAAGAAAAAUUAGAUUCUUUGUUAUUGCAAGAAUAG
This is a messenger RNA of Saccharomycodes ludwigii, 1650 nucleotides long. RefSeq names its product Lge1p (gene LGE1). The coding region runs from base 1 to 1650 and encodes 549 amino acids. Lineage: Eukaryota; Fungi; Ascomycota; Saccharomycetes; Saccharomycodales; Saccharomycodaceae. The record is from RefSeq and is a predicted model, not a curated record. The transcript has a single exon.